GAAAAUUUCCACCUGCUCAAAAGAUAAGACAAUAUUUCAGUACUCUGUUGUUGUACUGCGCUUUUAUAAGAUUUCAACAGCCAUUGAUAAAUCUUAGCUCCCCUGAAACUCAUCUUCUCUUUCAAUGGAGACCGCCGGCAGCUCCGAUUUCGAUCCCCAGCGGAUUGUUUCCCACGAGUUUCCCGAGACGGAAUACACUUACACAGAGAGAGAUGUUGCCUUGUACGCGCUGGGUGUUGGAGCGUGUGGGAAGGAUGCUGUGGAUGAUAAAGAGCUGAAAUUCGUUUAUCACUGCUACGGCCAGCACUGUAUCCAGGUUGAUCACAACCUGUUCGAUGAAAUUACUUUUAGUAAGAAGAUAGUGAAAUGAUUCAUUUGGUAUAAUGAAUCAUAUAAUUUUCUUUAAUAGAAGUUAGGGAGUAUAAGUUUAUUCAAGCAUGAAACAUUUCUAUAUUAAAUGCGGAUUAAAUGUUAACAAAUCGUUUUGUACUUUGCACGCUAGUUCACGGGUUAAAGGACUGAAUGCUUUCAAUCUUGAACUUGGUUUGUUUAUUUCGACGAGAUUCGUGAAGAGACCUUGAAUGAGGUUUUAUUGAACUGAGAGCGGAAUGGUUGACAGCAAUCUCGGUUCAUUUAGAACUUUACAAUUAACGGGACAAUGUGUGGUUAGUGUUUGAAGGAAGAAUGAAUGCAUUUGAAAGUACUUAUUCUUUCUAUUUUGUUUCUUUUCCAUUUAUGGCUGCAGGUGUUACCGACUUUUGCUGCUCUAUUUUCUAUUGGAUACAGUGAGACAAUAGCAGAGAUACCAGGCUUACGAUAUGAUCCACGUCUUCUAUUGCAUGGACAACAAUAUAUUGAAAUCUACCGGCCGCUUCCUUCAAGUGGUUCAGUGAUAAAUAGAGCAAGUAUUGCUGGAUUGCAUGAUAAAGGUAAAGCGACUAUUUUAGAGGUUGAAAUUAAAACCUUUGAGAAGAGCUCAAACGAGCUCCUAUGUAUGAACAGGAUGUCUGUUUUCUUGAGGGGCGCGGGUGGCUUCUCAAAGUCUUCCAAUCUUUACUCAUAUUCCAAAUAUCCAGCAAACCAAACAGUUCCAAAAAUUCCCAAUCGCCAACCAUUUUUGGUUUUAGAGGAAUUUUCGCAACCAUCACAGGCAUGUAAAAUGUAUCAACUUUUGGACUUUUCAUUUUUUAAAUCUUUUAUCAUAUUUUGGCUUCAUAAUCAAUGUUCUAAAAACCU
Cuscuta campestris is the source of this 1236-nucleotide messenger RNA. The record is from the annotation of a GenBank genome assembly. NCBI's taxonomy places the organism in Eukaryota, Viridiplantae, Streptophyta, Magnoliopsida, Solanales, Convolvulaceae.